AUGCCCAAGCCGAACAAGUGGAACAACCAGAAAAGGAGCAAAAACAUGGUCAGAAAUGGAAUGCAAAAACUUGAAGCUCAAGGGAUCGGUGUGAGUUACCCCAGAAAUGCGGACAACCUUCCAAAAGCAAAAGAUGUUGUAGCACUAUGUAAGUGUCAUAACGUUCGGAGAAUUCGCCUUCAUGAUCCAAGGCAUGAUGUUCUACAAGCGCUGAAAAAUACAGGAAUAAAAGUCAUUCUUGGAGUUGGAAAUGAUGAUAUCAUGAGGCUAGCUACUGAUGCAAGAUUUGCUAGGACAUGGGUCUUUAUUAGAGAAGCUCAAAAGACUGUCAAUCUAUCGGUUCCCAUGUCCACUGUGAUGCAUUCCUCGGUCAUGGCAACAACUUUUCCUCCUUCCUCAGCGUACUUGGAUGCUCCUGUUAUAGUGAAAGAUCUAGGAGAAGAAUAUACAAAUAUUUUUGAUGCCCAAGUGGAUGCAGCUUAUUCUGCACUUGAAAGGCUGAUGCAUUAA
This is a messenger RNA of Populus nigra (black poplar), 510 nucleotides long. Its product is annotated as putative glucan endo-1,3-beta-glucosidase GVI. The record is from RefSeq and is a predicted model, not a curated record. NCBI's taxonomy places the organism in Eukaryota, Viridiplantae, Streptophyta, Magnoliopsida, Malpighiales, Salicaceae. Gene Ontology annotation, molecular function: hydrolase activity, hydrolyzing O-glycosyl compounds. The coding region runs from base 1 to 510 and encodes 169 amino acids. Gene Ontology annotation, biological process: carbohydrate metabolic process. Gene Ontology annotation, cellular component: plasma membrane. The transcript is spliced from 4 exons.